This is a messenger RNA of Aspergillus thermomutatus, 1545 nucleotides long. RefSeq names its product cytochrome P450. The coding region runs from base 1 to 1545 and encodes 514 amino acids. Gene Ontology annotation, molecular function: monooxygenase activity; heme binding; iron ion binding. NCBI's taxonomy places the organism in Eukaryota, Fungi, Ascomycota, Eurotiomycetes, Eurotiales, Aspergillaceae. The record is from RefSeq and is a predicted model, not a curated record. The transcript has 3 exons.
AUGGCAUCUGAGACAAACCUUUCGAGCCGUUCACAGGCUUAUCUCGAGCUCUUUCACGAAUGGCAAAGUGCACACCCUCUCGCAGCUUUGACCACGGCUACAUUAAUCGCGACAUCUCUGCUGUUCGCAUCAUACGUCCUGUACGCUCGAUCGUUGUCGCCGCUGGCCAAAAUCGACGGGCCGUUCUGGGCGUCUCUCACUCGCCUCUGGCUUGUGAAGCAUUCUCGCGAUGGCGACAUGCACCGGGUCAUAAUCGCCGCGCACAAACGCUAUGGGAGUCUUGUCCGGACCGGCCCCUCAGAAGUCAGUGUUGCCGAUCUCGGCGCCAUCAAGAAGAUAUACGGCGCGGGGACCAAGUUCCGGAAGAGCGACUGGUACAGUGUCUGGCAGGGGCGCCGGAAGUUCGAUAUUUUCCCCGAGAGGGAUGAGAAGAUUCAUGGGGCGCAAAGGAGGCUCGUAAGUCAUUUAUAUGCGAUGAAGUCCCUGUUGCAGUACCAGGAUAAGGUAAACGAGGCCAUCGAAGUCUUUGUCAAGAGGAUCCAGGAUCAUGGGAGACAAGACCCGCUGAACCUAGGCCUAUGGGUUCAGUUUUUCGCUUUCGAUGUCAUUGGAGCCAUUACCUUCUCCAAGCGUUUCGGCUUCCUUGAAGCGGGCAGCGACAACGGACAGUUCAAGAUCCUGGAACGCGCCCUUCGCUCUGGUGCAUGGGUGGGACAGAUGCCAUGGGUAUACUGGCUUAAUGAAGCCCUGACGCCGUACAUAGGCAAUUGUCUCGAUGUCAUGGUGCGACAUGGCUCGGUGAGACAGUUCGCCAAAGCUCAAGUUGACGAUCGGUUGGCGAAGGAUAACACGUCGUACACUGAUUUGCUUGCACGGUUCUUCGAUGUCAACAGGGGAAAGCCUUCAGACUUUGACGACACUGCUGUGCUGUCAAUGGCUACCUCGAAUAUUUUUGGUGGCUCCGAUACGACUGCGAUUGCUCUGCGAGCGAUCAUCUGGUACGUCCUUAAGAACCCACGCUGCAAGCAGAAACUCGUGGAAGAGAUCAGUGAGCGCCGGCGAAACGGUCAACUGUCCUUCCCAGUAGCCCUCGAAGAGGCAGAAGAUAUGCCAUAUCUGCAAGCAUGCAUGUACGAGGCCUUGCGUCUGCACCCUGCGGUUGGCAUGUCUCUUCCUCGGGUUGUGCCCGACGGGGGCAUUGAGAUAGAUGGACGCUUCAUCCCAGCCGGCACGACCAUUGGCGUCAAUCCUUGGGUCGCGCAUCGGGAUGAGAGGAUCUUCGGGAAGAAUACCGAAGAGUUCAGACCGGAGAGGUGGCUCGUCGAGGACAAGGCCGAGUUGGAACGAUAUUUCUUCGCUUUCGGGAACGGCGCCAGGGCGUGCCUGGGUCGCAACAUCAGUUGGAUGGAGAUGAGCAAGCUGGUUCCAACACUCUUUUCACGGUUUGACAUGUCGCUUACAAACAACAACGCAGAGUGGACGGAGAAGUGCUGGUGGUUUGUCAAACAAGAUAAUGUCUACGUUAAGUUUGCUCCUUUAGAAUAA